GCGCGUUGUGAGCAUGUUCAAGUUCUUCGGGUCGAAGCAACCUGCCAAAGAAGCAGUGGUAGCACCAGCAUCUAAGGACGACAACGACGGAACAGCUGCUUCUCCAGCUACGACUGAUGCUACUCUCGCCGACGACGCCACGGACGUGGACUCGCCCAGCGAGCUCGAGUUGAUGGACUUUGAGGUAAACGUCGACAACAUCGACAUGCAUCUCGAAGUGGACGUGGCUGCCACGCAAGGAGUGUACGCGUCCGAGUGGAACGGUAGCGGUGGAUGUUCGCACGCAGACGUGACGUCGUCUGCGGACUUCGUUCCGCCUCGAUUCUUGCACGGGUGCUCCAAGAACGCGUCCGAGCGGUGGGUCGACACAUUGGCAUGGCGAGCCUCCCACGGGAUCGACAACUUGCUCAGCCUUCCUCGUCCCCACUUUCAUCUGAUCAAGCAACACUGGCAGCACUUCUACUGCGGCCGCACGCCGAGCGACAACCGCCUCGUCGUGUACGAGCACGUGGGAGGACUCAAGCACGCGCUGCACGUGCUGGAAUGUCAGCACAACAUUUCGUUCCAGGACGUCAUGACCCACUACUUGUACGUGACCGAGUACCAGUGGAGCAUCCUCGACACACACGCGUACAACGUGGACGACACGACGGCCGGCCAGAUGCUGAAGGUGCUCGACUUUCAGGGCAUUCAGCUGGCCGACGUGAGCAACUCGAACCUCCGCACGUUCGUCACAUGGACGUUGCGCACCAUCGGCCAGCACUACCCCGAACGCUGCGGCGUCGUGUACUUGAUCAACACACCCGUGUGGUUCAAUGCGUUUUGGAACGUGGUCCAGCGCCUCGUGAGCGACGUGACGCGCCAUAAGAUCCGCAUCUGCCCCACACGGAAGGAAUACGCGCCCAAGCUCAAGGCGUGGAUGGGGGGGUCCAAAUAUCUCCCGGCGUGCAUGGGGGGCCCCAUCGUCGUGAACGGCACGACUGACUUGUGUGCGGACGAAGCCAAAUUGCACGGACACGUCGACACUCGAUUGUAAACCCCGUCGCACAUGGACAAAACAAUGAUGUAUUAUGUGUCUUUGUGUGUUUGUUACGAUGGACGGCGACGGCGCGUGUCUAGCUUUUGAAAGGGCUGGAACGCUGUCGCAGAAGUCCACGUGUGGCUCGCGCCCUUGGCGAUGGCCACCAAUUGACUCGACAUGAUCUUGAGUUGUUUGCCGAAAUCUUGAAACGCCAAGCACGUGUCCAUGGUGGCAUCGACUUGCUACAGACCCAACAACCAUUCACAAUUACUCGAGGCAAGUAU
Messenger RNA from Aphanomyces astaci, 1305 nucleotides. RefSeq lists its product as hypothetical. The coding region runs from base 14 to 1036 and encodes 340 amino acids. The transcript has 2 exons. NCBI's taxonomy places the organism in Eukaryota, Oomycota, Saprolegniomycetes, Saprolegniales, Verrucalvaceae. The record is from RefSeq and is a predicted model, not a curated record.